AUGACAUUUGUGGUGCAAGUUAGCAAUGUUAUUAUGCCUUCAAGAUUAAGCACUUCACCCUUGUCAUCAUUACCAUCACUUUCACCUUCGCCUUCACCUUCUCCAUCCCCUUCUCCUUCAUCUACACCUUCCCCAUCCUCUCCUCCUCCGUCAUCAUCCGGACCUUAUGACAUCACCAAAGUUCUAAACGAAAACUCAGAGUUCAACCUCUUCAGCACUUACCUGACUCAAACCCAAGUCGCUAACCAGAUCAGUGAACGCAAAACCAUGACCAUCUUUGUGGUCAACAACGGUGCCAUGGCCUCUUUAGUCGAAAAGCCCAUGGAGAUUAAGAAAAAGGUGCUGAGCCUCCAUGUUGUCAUGGACUACUACACCGUCCAGAGGUUCCACAACUUGCCUAGUGCGUAG
This is a messenger RNA of Malus domestica (apple), 408 nucleotides long. The record is from RefSeq and is a predicted model, not a curated record. NCBI's taxonomy places the organism in Eukaryota, Viridiplantae, Streptophyta, Magnoliopsida, Rosales, Rosaceae.